UAGGUACCUCGAGACGGCGUCGGGGCUAGUGUUUAAUAGCCGGCAGGCCGGAGACUUGGGGAGCAGAAGUUUAGGGGAGGGGGCCUAACGCCAACCAGCAGAGAUCAAGACAGCGUGGAAGAGGGGACUAGAGGACAACAAGAGGGCCUCGAGAAAAGGAACGACAUCUGCUCGGGGCUAGGCGAGAAGGAUAAGCCGAUAAGGAGAGCAGCAGUGGGAUGGAGGCAGAUGGUGGGCUGCAACCAUGGCUGAAUUUCCCCGGAAUCCCAACUCCGCCUCCCGGGGAGCGGAGGCCAUUUCUCCGCCAAUCACGGGCGGGAGUCGCCUGGCCUUCCCCAGCCUCAGUUCUGCCGCCGAUGAUCCCAUUUACGACACUGACAGACGGGAAUCCCCCUCCCAGGGUCGGUGUGACCGUGCGAGAGGGGCCAGAUUGACUUUCGCAGCGACAGGCCAGCUUGCACGUACGGUGCGGGAUAGCCUACAUCGUGGACGAUCUGAUUCUGAGGCCAGAAGAUCAUCCAUGCCACCUAGGCUGAUCCUUUCCCCUGCCAUUGUCCUGCAAGCUCCCAUGAUACGAGGAAAAAACCCCUAUAGCGUUAUCGACGCCCGUUGCUGUUGGUUCGGACCUAUCCACCGACCGCAACGUAGGCCAAUGGACGUUACAUCGCCCUGCGGACUGCCCACCGUCUCCGCCCUCCGGCUGGCUCAUGGCGACCAUGGUCCCGGAUCCUCCGGGCAGGCCACCGUGGCCCCGACAAUCAGCCUUACAGCCAGGGCAACCCCCCAGCUUUUACGCGCAUAAUCGGUGCACCAGUGGCAGCAUCUUCAAUUCGCUGGGUCCAGGAGAUACCUUA
This is a messenger RNA of Aspergillus ibericus CBS 121593, 854 nucleotides long. RefSeq lists its product as uncharacterized. The transcript has 2 exons. NCBI's taxonomy places the organism in Eukaryota, Fungi, Ascomycota, Eurotiomycetes, Eurotiales, Aspergillaceae. Bases 245 to 802 code for a protein of 185 amino acids. The record is from RefSeq and is a predicted model, not a curated record.